Rhagoletis zephyria (snowberry fruit fly) is the source of this 749-nucleotide messenger RNA. RefSeq names its product rho guanine nucleotide exchange factor 9-like. Gene Ontology annotation, molecular function: guanyl-nucleotide exchange factor activity; protein binding. The record is from RefSeq and is a predicted model, not a curated record. NCBI's taxonomy places the organism in Eukaryota, Metazoa, Arthropoda, Insecta, Diptera, Tephritidae.
ACCACCGACGAGGUCAUCUUUGCCGAGGCCAUCUGGGACUACCUCACCAGCGACAAUGAGGAGCUGAACUUUCGCUGUGGUGAUCUGAUCAACGUCACCGACACCAGCCACAAAGAGUGGUGGUGGGGCGCCAUCAAGGGCCAGGGCGAGCUGGAGACGCGCUACGGCUGGUUCCCCGCUUCUUAUGUUAGGCUCAAGGUGAGCCAAGGCGAGACGCUGGAGGAGGCGCUGGAAGCGGGCAAUGGCGGUGAGGAGGAAGAGACAAGCGAAACUGUCAGUGAAAGCGAGCCCAACAACAACAACAACAACUCGACAACAGCAGCUCCCAACACCACAAUUACCGCCUCCCCUUCUGCCUCAUCCUCCUCAACUCCUAACCAGUCGGAUCUCAUCAAGAGCACUGGCAGCAGCAGCAGCAAUCAAAACGACGCCACCUUAACCUCUUCCGCCCACUCGGUGACNGCCUCAUCCUCCUCAACUCCUAACCAGUCGGAUCUCAUCAAGAGCACUGGCAGCAGCAGCAGCAAUCAAAACGACGCCACCUUAACCUCUUCCGCCCACUCGGUGACAACGCCGGUGAAGAAGCGGAUGAGCAUGAGCUCCUCCACCAGCAGCAGCGCCAAAAUGAGCGCCGAGCAGGUGCGCGCCAAGGUCGUCCUCGAGAUCGUCAACACCGAGCGGGACUUUGUGAAGAACCUGAAGGACGUCAUUGACGGCUACCUGAAGCCGUGCCGCGACCGGACGGACAU